AUGUCUGGAAUCCACGCCGACGAGAAGACUAAAAGCACCGCCGCGCGCAUCGAGACGCUCCACCCCGUCGACACGGAGAAGCGCUCCGCGACCAGCCAGAAUGGCGAGGACGAGAUCUCCGAGGCGGACAACAAGCGCCUCCGGCGCCGCAUCGACUGGUUCCUCAUGCCGCUCCUGUGCACCGUGUACGGGCUGCAAUACCUCGACAAGACUGGCCUCACGUGGGCGUCCAUCAUGGGCAUCAUCCCCGACACCAAGCUCACAAUGGACGAGUACUCAUGGCUCGGGUCCGUCUUCUUCCUCGGCUUCCUGGCGGGCGAGUACCCCCUCUGCUGGGCACAGCAGCGCUGGCCGCUCGCCAAGGUCACAGGCCUGACGAUUAUCGUGUGGGGCGCCGUCCUGGGCUCCAUGGCGGCGUGCAAGGACUUCAAGGGGCUCAUGGUGACGCGGUUCCUGCUCGGCUUCCUCGAGAGCGCCAUCACCCCCGCCCUCACGAUCUUCACAGCCCAGUGGUACCGCGUCAGUGAGCAGGGCCUCAGGACCGGCGUGUGGUACUCGACGCAGGCGGGCAGCGUCAUCUUCGGCGGCUCGGUCGCGUACGCGUUCGCCAUGGGCAGCCUGCACAAGACGUUGAGCAUUGCGUCGUGGCGCGCGCUCCUGAUCCUCUUCGCGGCGAUCACGGUCGUCGUGGGCGUAGCCUUCAUGUUCCUCAUCCCCGACUCGCCCGAGACGGCGUGGUUCCUCACCGAGGAGGACCGCAAGCUCGCCCGCAUUCGCACCAAGGAGAACCAGCUCGGCACGACAGACAACAGGUUCAAGUGGUACCAGGUGCGCGAGGCGCUGCUCGACCCCGCGGUGUGGCUGCUGUGCCUCGUCUCGCUCACGAUCAUGAUCCCCUCGGGUGGCCUGCUCAACUUCUACGGCAUCGUCGUCAAGUCUAUGGGCUUCACCGCCGAGUCGACCCUGCUUAUGAGCACGGCCGGGUCAUGGAACGUCGCGAGCGUUCUUUUCUUCCCCUGGCUGGCGGGCAAGCUCCGUCGCCGCGCCCUCGUCUCCGUCCUCCCCAUGCUCAUCGGCCUUGUGGGCGUGGCGAUGGUCUGGGGCGCCAAGAACAAGAUCGUGCGGUUUAUCGGGUACAACCUCGGCCUCGGGUAUGCCGCGGCCUUCGGUCUCGCCAUCUCGCUCCUCACGUCCAACGUUGCCGGCCGAACCAAGAAGACGACGGCCAACGCCAUGUUCCUCAUCUUCUGUGGGUGUUGCGCUGCGUGCGGCGAGCUGACUGCAGACUGUGUCGGUAAUCUCAUCGGCCCGCAGACCUUCAGGCAGAAGGACGCCCCGGGCUACGUUCCGGCCCUCACGAGCAUCGUGGUCCUGUACUGCGUCGCCAUCCUGCUCCUCAUCGCCACUCACUUCCUGUACGCGCACCGUAACAGCAAGCGCGUGUGGACCGAGGGCAACGAGCCCCUUGCGGCUGACUCGGAGGAUCUGACCGACCGCGAGAACCCGCACUUCCACUACGCGCUGUAA
Vanrija pseudolonga is the source of this 1527-nucleotide messenger RNA. RefSeq names its product putative transporter. Gene Ontology annotation, molecular function: allantoate transmembrane transporter activity; dipeptide transmembrane transporter activity. The transcript has 5 exons. Gene Ontology annotation, cellular component: plasma membrane. Gene Ontology annotation, biological process: dipeptide transport; tripeptide transport; allantoate transport. Lineage: Eukaryota; Fungi; Basidiomycota; Tremellomycetes; Trichosporonales; Trichosporonaceae. The coding region runs from base 1 to 1527 and encodes 508 amino acids. The record is from RefSeq and is a predicted model, not a curated record.